AGCGCCGGGAUGUGUGAGCCCCCCUCCCUGCAAUGUUAUCAGGCAAAUACAAAGGAUUUAUUGUCACACAGCUUUGUCCGCACGGUGCUCGCCGGCCUCCUGAAGCCUUCCCACUCUGAUUGAACGCAAUGGGUGGGCACAGUUUGUGUUGGUUAGAAUUUCACUAUUAACCUCCAUAUUUCACCCAUACAUUAAAAAAAAGGAAAAGCAGCCUCAGAGUCAGAGUUGGUUGAAUGAGAGGAUGGCACAGGUGGAGGAGCCUCAAACCGAAGGAGAAGGAAGCCCCCAGAUGAUCUCCUUGAGAUCGGACAUAUCGGGGAACCACACGGAAGACGGAGAAGGGGGACCCUCUAUAAGGAGGAAGAGGAGGAAGAAGAGAGACCCACGUCCAGAGUCCAUCAUUGUGUACCGCUCUGAGAUGGACAGGGCACCCGGAGAGGACCAAGACGGUGAGGAGGCAGCAGAGAGGAGCACCGAGGAAGGAGCUAAAUUCCUCUGCACACCCACAGGCGAAGGCGGAGGCUGGAACCUUCCUCCAGACAGCCGCUAUGUGACCCUGACUGGCACCAUCACCCGAGGGAAGAAGAAGGGUCAGGUGGUGGACAUACACGUCACUCUGACGGAGAGGGAACUCAGGGAACUUGCCAAGUCGAAGGAGCGUCUAGAUGCGGAAUGCGAGGCGGGCGAAGGUGGCAAACGCAGCUGCAGCUUGGGUGUGUGCCAGGGACCUCAUGUUGUCCUGUGGAGCCUCUCGUGCGCGCCUGUGAUCUUCCUCCUCUCCUUCAUCACCUCCUUCUACUACGGCACGCUCACCUGGUACAACGUCUUCCUGGUGUACAAUGAGGAGCGGACGUUCUGGCACAAGAUCACAAUUUGCCCCUUCCUCAUCAUCUUCUACCCCAUGCUCAUCAUGCCCAUGGCGCUGUCGCUGGCUCUGUACUCCGCCGUGGUGCAGGUGUCCUGGGCCUUCAGUGAGUGGUGGCUGUCGGUGCGAGACCUGGAGAAAGGCUUCUGUGGCUGGGCCUGCGGGAAACUGGGACUUGAGGACUGUUCACCGUACAGCAUAGUGGAGCUGCUUGACUCUGACACUGUUUCUGGCACUCUGCAGAGCAAGGCGCCCAGUGAACUUGCCCAGACAUCAUCAGUGUGAAAGAGGGACACUGAGGUCAAGAGGUUGGCGUGAAGGAAAGUUAGAGGUGCUUUCAGUAUAAAUUUGGUCAUAGAGGACGUACAAAAACCAGAAAAUUCAAGUCACUCAUAGAAAGUUCAGCAUAAAGCUUAGUUUCUGACCUUGGAAAUACUAAUUUGACAGAAAAUUCAAGAUCCAUUUACUUGAUUUAAAUAAAUUAUCUGCUGACGAAAGGCUCUGAUAUUUUGCUGAAAACUACAACAAACAUCCAGAGCCGUUUGAUAAGAUUUUUGUGCAAACGUAUUUAAAAGCUACUUCACUAUGCUUUCCUGUAAAUGAUAACUUAUUAAACACUGCCUGAACCUUCCUUACUGUAGGUGCUGAAACGUUACUAAAAACUCUGGAUUAGUUUUUUUACUUCCAGGUUCAUUACAGCUUCCCUCAGAUCACUAAAUAGCCACCAAACAAUUCCUGAACAGCACUUCCACUCAGAGGCUGUGGACACUAAUACACGUACUAACGGAAGCCUGAAAGUUUGAAUUAAGUUUCACCUCAUCUGUAAAUAUCUGUACCUGCGUAUUUGUGAUCACUGUGCCGUGCAAUGACAUCGAGAGGAGCUUUAACUCUGAAGGCAACACUGUCUUGUCUGUGAAGUCUCCAUAAACACGAGGAGGAAGACUGGAUUAUUAACUGUGAGAAGUGGGCAACGGGGCCACUGAUGCAGGUUAACUGUGUGUCUGUUACUUUUAUUGCUUGUUUCAGUGGGAAUAUGCACCACGACGACAGCUUCCACUAAAACAAGAAUCUGUCCAGUGAAGCGACUGUGUGUCAGUUUUGAAACUAUAAGCCUGGCGUUACCUUAGAUUUUUCAUAUUGGCGACAAACCCCAUGAAAAGACCAAAAUCAACAAUAUUCCCUCCUCUGUCUGUUACACACAAUCCCACCAACAACUUUUGUUACUGGAGACUUAGAUCUAUCAAAUUGGGCCACAUUGCUUUCCUCAAACAGCUGGCUACUUCAGCUUUUAGCAAACGUAACAAGCUGAAAUGGAAAUAAAUGGUGCAUUAGCUGGGAACGUGUUUGAUGUGAGUAUUUCCAGCACCAGGACGAUGUGCAUGAGACUGACCCAUAGUGAACCAUUGAUCAUUUCAUGUAUAACCGAAACCUUCCAGUAUAUGUCAUGGAUUUUUAUUUUUUUAUUUUUUAAAUAAUGUAAAAACUUCUAUUAGGUUUGUAGGAUCUUGCAAAAUCCUAAAGAUUUACUCUAAACCUUUUUUUAAUUAUACAUUUUUUAGGCUUUUGAAGUCCGUUUUUUAUGCAGUGCCAAACAGCUCCCAGAUAUGACAGAACUGUAGUCAUACGACAUAGAAUCUAAAUAUAUUAGUAAAAAAAAUAAUGGAGAUAUUUCUUUUUGAAGAAUUGUGAUUUAUCAGUGGGGUGGAAAAUGAUCUAUUCUUAUUAUUUAAAUAUUGUAAAAACAUUCAGCAACAAAUGUUUAGUUGCAAAUGACCCUUAAGGUUUCAUGGAUGUUCAGCACAAUCCAGUGGGGGAAAAAUCAGUGAGACUUAGAAAGUAAUUAGAAAAAUGUUGAAAUUUAGCUCAGAGGGCCAAAUGUUUGUACCUAACAUUUUGAAUUAGAAAGUUUAGAAUUUUGCAAGGUCUGGUAAACUCAAUAAAAGCUUUUACUUAUGUUUUGUUUUUUUUAUACCAAGCAAAUCCAUGACCUAAACUAGGAGGAUCAAGAAAGUUGGAGUUCAGGCUUUGGCUGCAGAUAGAACUUGCUAGAAGGUUUUCAUUCAUAAUGGAUGUUUGUCUUUUUAUGGGGUUUGUUGAAAAUAAGCAGACAUGUAGAACAUGACCAGGCGUUAGUACAGAUCAGUUAUAAUACCUGUGUUAUUCUGGAUGAUGUCUGUGUUUCAAAAAAAUGACCUGAAACACAUUAAACUCUGGGGCAGGAUGUAUUCAAGCAUGUGAGUGCUUGUUGGUUUCUGGGAACGUCAGCUAAUUGCGUUUAUGCUUCCAUCUGUAGUGAGCCCUGUACGCGAUGGAGCGUCUAAGCAAUGCACUAAGACUGGGAGUGAGGGAGGUAGGCCCUUUGCUCUUCUUUGCUACAGGCUCCUCCAGGGCGUUAAUUCAGCCAUGACAAAGCCAUAGUGAGGACAAGCUGACUAAUCAUCUUUCUUUUAAUUCUCAUGUUGAAAGCAUCCAAACAGCUGUUUGUGAUCUUAAACUACUUGUGUUGUCUUCGCAGUCUUGGUCCACAAACACACACAUAAAAUGAAGUUUUCGGUAAUUUUCUAGUUGAUGAUUCUUUUCACGUUUCCACACAUUCAUGUUUUAUAUGCUACUUUGAUUUAUUUUAUAUAUUUAAUGCUAGUACACUCUCAGAAGUUGUUGUAGCUACAGUAGGUGUUUUAUACUGAAGCACUUUGGAAUAAAUGUGUCGCAAACACACUGAAAUUGUUCGCAGAUGGGUUUGGUUUGAAAAGAUCGGAUGAUUUAAAUAUUUACGGAUACACCUGGCCGGGUGAAGUAAUUCAGUUGUAUUUUCAUGCAGGAAAAGACACCGAUCAGUUGUUGUGGAUUGAAUCUGUUUUCCACAUUACAUGUUUUGAAUCUACAGAAUGCAAAGUAAAGAAUUAUACAGAAAAAUGAAA
This is a messenger RNA of Stegastes partitus (bicolor damselfish), 3786 nucleotides long. RefSeq names its product transmembrane protein 169b (gene tmem169b). The transcript is spliced from 3 exons. Lineage: Eukaryota; Metazoa; Chordata; Actinopteri; Pomacentridae. Bases 242 to 1150 code for a protein of 302 amino acids. The record is from RefSeq and is a predicted model, not a curated record.